AUGGACGAUUGCGAAAUUCCUGACGGCGAGUACAACCUGCGGGUCGGACAGGCUCUUGGAGACGCCGACUUGCGGCGCUUUUUUGGAAUCAGGUACACUUUUCGUCCAGAUACUCUGGACUCAAGCGGCGAAUCGAUGCUUCUGAACCGCAACGAUGAGUAUAUUUUGGAGUCUUCGGCCAAGGAUGGAGUUUCCAAGCUGUAUUUCGAAGGCAAAAGGCCGCCCGCUGGCCACGGACACUCGGAUCAUGUAUUGAUCUACAAUCAGAAGGCAGGCGAGUUCAGUCUCGAGAGGUUGGACUCUGUGGUGAAAAUGAGCAAGUCUCGUGAGCCUGAGAAGCUACAGCAACGGAUGAAGGCGCUGCUGAACCAGCAUGCCCGUGGGGAGGCGAUGAAAGAGCAGGCUUCUAAGAUUAGAAAACCAGCCACUACACUACGGUCACGUCCCCUCUCGGCUCAAUCGCUGGCCAGGUCGAGGCAAAAAAGAGAGCCAUCUACAAGAAGUGUGCCUACUCGUCCCUCGAGGCUCUCGAAAGCGCAAGAGGCGAUUUCGAAGACCAAACAACCCGAAUCCGAAAACCGCGAUCCGCCGAAAUCGGCAGUCUCUGAGGAAGACCUCGAGUUUGAUAGGGAGUUUGAAGAGGCGCUGGAGGCGCUGGAUGAUGAAAUAAGCGAGGAAGAGUAGCACUGUUGGGAAGCCUGUCAAACAAGUCUGUGAUUUUCAGGCUGUGCUCCCGAUGGGUGUGCUCUUUUUUUCUCGUUUAAAAAAAUAAACUAAACACCUUUGCAAAAUGGCUUCCAACCUGUCAGUACUGAUCUCGCAAUUGAACGAGACGCUGCAUUUACUGGACUUGACAGACUUGGCAAACCAUUGGAUUAAUUCGUCUAGCGAGUAUUACAAUGUGCAAAAGGCCCGGGGCACGAUAUUUCCGAUACAGAUAUCCCUAUCGUUGCUACUCGGCCUGGCCCCGAUAAUUUUGGUUCUAGCGCGCAAGACACGCAGACGGGUUGAGAAACCGAGCAAGUUUGAGGUCCCAGUCCCCGAUGAGGCAAAGCCUAAUUGGAAAGGCAAAAGGCUUACACCUGCGGACAUCUAUCAGCCAGAAGACCCAGCACAUAUCUACUGCUACUGUCCCGCAACGUCCCAAUUUCUGGGUAAGUUUCCUGCCCACACGAAGCAAGAUAUAGAUGCUGCUGUGGAAAAGGCCAAGGAGGCCCAGAUGAGUUUCUAUUCGGACCGCGAGUUUGGUGUUAAACGGCGCAAAGUGCUGAGAACCCUGUGCGGGUUCAUCCUGCGCAACCAGGAGACCAUUGCGCGGGUCGCGUGCAGAGACUCGGGGAAAACAAUGGUAGACGCGUCCAUGGGCGAAAUAAUGGUCACCCUCGAGAAGAUCAACUGGAUUCUGGCCAACGGAGAACGUGCACUGCAACCGUCUAGCAGACCGGGCAGUUCCAACCUGUUCAUGAAGUACAAAAAAGCGGAAGUUCGCUACGAACCACUAGGUGUUGUUGGAGCACUUGUCUCGUGGAAUUAUCCGUUCCACAAUCUGCUGGGCCCUAUAGUUGCUGCCAUUUUCACCGGUAAUGCCAUUGUGGUGAAAUGCAGCGAGCGGGUCCGCUGGUCAUCCGAGUACUAUAUUUCUGUGGUCAAGGCGGCACUCAAAGUGUGUGGCAUAGAUGAGAACCUGGUCCAGCUUGUAUGUGUGUGGGGAAAGGACGGAGAUUUGUUUUCUGGUCAUCCUGGACUUUCGCAUCUCACAUUUAUUGGGUCCAGGCCGGUUGCCCAAAAGGUUGUGGCUAAAGCCGGCGAGGUGCUCACGCCUGUGGUAGUGGAGCUGGGUGGCAAGGACGCGGUGAUCAUUUGCGAGGAUUAUCUCAGAAACAAGGGGGUUGAUAAAAUAGCGUCCAUUUUAAUGAGAGGAACGUUUCAGAGUGCGGGCCAGAACUGUAUCGGGAUAGAGCGGGUGAUUGUGGCGGGUGACUCAAAGUACUACGACAAACUAGUGGAAACGCUAUCAAAUAAGGUGGCCAAGCUGCGCAUUGGCUCGGAUAUCGACCAGAGCGAGGAGAUCGACAUGGGAGCCAUGAUUAUGGGUGGAGCAAAAUUUGACGAGCUUGAGCAGUGGAUAGUAGAAGCGGUAGACAGAGGAGCCCGCCUGCUACAGGGAGGGAAGCGCUAUGUGCAUCCCAACUAUCCGCAGGGCCAUUAUUUCAUGCCCACGCUGAUUGUGGACGUUGAUCCGGAGUGCGCACUAGCCACAAACGAGGUGUUUGGUCCUGUUUUGACAAUUUUGCGGGUCACUUCGGACGACGAGGCUGUGGAGCUGGCCAACUCCACCAGCUACGGGCUCGGAUCGUCUAUCUUCAGUGCAGACUUCCGCCACGCCGAGGAGCUUACAAAACGUCUCAAGGUCGGAAACGUGGCGAUCAACGACUUUGCCACGUUCUACGUGUGCCAGCUUCCGUUCGGUGGAGUCAAGGGUUCUGGGUACGGCAAGUUCGGUGGCGAGGAGGGACUACGGGGUCUCUGUAACGAGAAGUCCGUGUGCUACGACCGCACGAGCCUGAUUUCCACUACCAUCCCAAGUGUUGUUGACUAUCCAAUUGCCAAUGGUAAAAAAGCAUGGAAAUUUGUUGCGGCCCUCAACCAGGGCGGAUACGACCACAGCUGGUGGCAGAAGUGCAAGGCCAUCUGGACUCUGGCUACAAGUUAAUGUAAAAUAG
Molecule: messenger RNA, 2723 nt
Organism: Ogataea polymorpha
Lineage: Eukaryota; Fungi; Ascomycota; Pichiomycetes; Pichiales; Pichiaceae
Exons: 2
Coding region: 791-2713 (640 amino acids)
Molecular function (GO): aldehyde dehydrogenase (NAD+) activity
Source: RefSeq, a predicted model, not a curated record